Molecule: messenger RNA, 2585 nt
Organism: Ictalurus furcatus (blue catfish)
Lineage: Eukaryota; Metazoa; Chordata; Actinopteri; Siluriformes; Ictaluridae
Gene: kazald3
Product: Kazal-type serine peptidase inhibitor domain 3
Exons: 4
Coding region: 56-928 (290 amino acids)
Biological process (GO): regulation of cell growth; regulation of signal transduction
Cellular component (GO): extracellular region
Molecular function (GO): insulin-like growth factor binding
Source: RefSeq, a predicted model, not a curated record
AUUAUUAUUAUUAUUAUUAUUAUUAUUAUUAUCAGCGCACAGCAUUGGGAUCACGAUGCUGCUGCUUAUUGUUCUUCUUACGCUGAGCUUCGCGCCCGGGAAAAGUUUUCCGUCCUACAGUUACGACGACGUGGAUGAUGAAGACCUGGCCGCGUUCGAUGACUACCGCGCGGAGGAGUUGGAGGAGAGGAGCGCGAGCGCGAGCGUGUGCGAGCAGUGCGUCCCGGAGCUGUGUCCGCCGGCGCAGGGCUGCAGGGCCGGGCUCGUGCGCGACUCGUGCGGCUGCUGCCUCGAGUGCGGGAGCCUGGAGGGACAGCCGUGCGACCCCGGAGACAGAAACGUCUACUACGGUCUCUGUGGAGAGGGACUGGAGUGUAAGACCGACGGAGACACGCAGGAGCCGCAGUGCGUGUGCGCGUCUCAGGACCCCGUGUGCGGAUCAGACGCUCGGACUUACACCAACCGCUGCAGGUUCAGAGAAGCCGCGUUCUCCACACCGGGACUGAACUCCAGCCGCGGGCCGUGCACGACCGUUCCUGUCAUCAAAGUCCCUCCACGUAACUUGGUGAACGUGACCGGCAGCAGUGCAGUGUUCCUGUGCGAGGUCUUUGCCUUCCCCAUGGCGCUGGUGGAGUGGAGGAAAGACGGAAAGGAGGUUGUUUUGCCUGGAGACGAUCCUCAUAUAUCUGUCCAGUCCAGAGGAGGUCCUCAGAAAUACGAGCUCUCUAGCUGGCUGCAGAUUGAGGACGCGACUCGGGAAGAUUCGGGGACCUACAGAUGCAUCGCCAAGAACGAGCUGGGAAACGUCUCGGCCACGGCGGUGCUGGGGAUUCUGCCACCGGACGAGAUGUCUGCCUAUUUAGAAGAACGCGUGAAGGAGUUGACGGGGUACGAUCCGAUCAGAGACUACGACGGAGACUAUUACUGAAGCGCUUUAGAGCAAAAGACUCGAGAAACUCUUCUUGAAGACGAAAACCGCCUGGCGUGUCCGCGAGAGACCUGACAUCUGGACCCACGACCCGCUCAGAACCCGGAGAGGAACACGACGCAGCACGCUGACAUGAAAGGAAAACACACACGACACACUAGACCUCGACAAAGCCAAGAGCCACCCUGAUGGAUGUAGAGCGUCCCAGAUGGAGGCUUUAAUCAGAAGGAUGAAGAUGUCUUUUGUUUGAACUGCGGCUCUUUAUAUUUCCUCUUGUGAUGUAGGCCGUAAACUCAGAGAACGUUCCAGACGCACCGGAACUCUCUGCUCUAAUUUCAUUCUCAAUAGAUCCCUUUCUCCAGUCUCUAUAUUUUUCCAUAUGAGUUCACGGGUGCUCGAGUCCCAGACGGAGGAGGAGCUUCGUCCACAGCUGGUCUUCUUUAAGAGCUUCUGUCUUAAAGCCCGAGCACAGACAUCCCAUUAUAUAUCUAUAUCUAUAUAUAUAUCUAUAUUUUAAUAAGCUGCGCGCACUCAUCGUGUUUAAUAAAAACCCGAGCUACUCUGGACUGAAUACUGACAUACUUUCACCUUAACCCUGUUUCCUCUCUUCAGCUGAGUCUUUACAUGACCACUCUCGCAUGAGAAAGCUGUGGAAAGCGAGAUCUUUGAGGGUUUCUUUUUGGUUGUAUUAUUUGAUUCAGACUCGAUAUAGGUCGAUUUAUUAUCAUGUGUAUGUUAUUCAAUGUCUUGCUUUGUUUUUAAGUACUUAUGUAUACUUAUAUAAAGCGUUUGGCAGACGCUGUUAUCCAGAGCGACUUACAUUUAUCUCCUUUAUUCAUUCGAGCGGUUGAGGGAUAAGGGCCUUGACCAAGGGCCCAACACUGGCAGUGUGAACUCAUGACCUUCUGAUCAGUGGCCCAACAUCCUAACCACUGAGUUCCCCCUGCCCUACAUCAGGAACCUUUCGUGUUCGUGUUCAUGUUCAUGUAACUACACUGCGGUAUUUUCAGCAGCGCAUUUACAGGUUGUUUUAUACCUUACCCUUGUUUUUAUUUACAAUAAAACACUCAAAAACUUUGCUUUGUGUUGGUAUGUCGUUUGUGUCUGGAUAUUUGAUAUCUGGAAAAGUGCUCAGACUCUCGCCGGGUUAAAAAUACUCCAGCAGGGUUGACGUUUGAGAACUUCAGAGGUGGAUAAGAUUUCUACACUCUUGUGAGACUCUGUUUUUCCUCCGAGUCUGAUUAGAGCCGCAGCGUUAACUCGCCUCUAUGGAAUCAGUUCAGUGCUGUCCAGUUUCCGUCAGACUUGUACAGGAGUACAGGAGAAGUAAUUGGGGGAUUGGACGAAAGCCCAGAAGCCGGAGCAGGGGGCUUCCCUGAUUUCCCAAACCAGCCGUUAAUGUCCUGCAAUGAAAAGACAUUACUGGCACAGAGAGGAGUUCAGUUCAGCUCCAUGUAGGCAUUCAGACGGACGGACGGAUGGAUGGAUGAAUGGUUAGACUGUGUCCUGUGGAAAAAAGAGCUGAAAAUAAAAUUAAACAAUGUGUGAAAGCGGAAUGUAAAUUCACUUCCUGUUUCCUGCUUGCAGUGAACGUUCCACGGACUCACAAGCAACUACCACAUGAGGUGUUCCUGUAGAACGCACGCUGCCACAUGGU